CUGCAGCUCACGAGCGUUGGACGUUUCAUUGCGAGAAGUGAAGUCCGAAUAAGUGAAUUAACGGGACCAUCUGAAACUCUUCAUUGUGUUUUGGCAUUUGGUGGGCAUAUAAUUUGUACAUAUCCAAAUGCAUGGGCCAUGCAAGGAUUCGCUUUAACGUCUUGUCGAUCCAGCGAGGAAUAGAUCUUCACCACUCGUUUGCCAAAUGAUCGUGGAUCCGCCCGUACCCCAGCUAUUGUCUCUCGUCAGUUUGAACUGCCAAAUGUCCAUCCCUGAAUGGCCGCGCUAUAUUCUCUUCCUAUCUUCUUAGAUCGAAAGCUUGCCACGCCGGCGUCCAUUCAACUUGUAUCGGAAUGGGGAUGCCCAACGGAUUUACAACCCAACUACCCCCUUUAAUACCGCACUGCCUUUUCUGUCUGAUUUUCAUAACUCACCUAGAUCCUCUGUCAAUCCUGUUUGAUCCGGUGCGUUUCGAUUCAACUUAAUCCAUCAGUACUAGCUAGCUCCUCCCACUCCGUCACCCUUCCAAACUGAUCGUCGUCCUUCAGUUCCAUCCAGCUCUUCAUGCCGAGUUGCCCCACCCAAUUUGAUCUACUCGCUGGAGUAGUCUUCAGGUACAUGAGAUUAAAUACCGCCCAAUAAACGAGUAAAAAAUGUGAGUCGUCCUAGCUCGUGAUAUAUAUCGAGGUUCCUGCUUCAACUCCCAGAACUCCCGAGACACAGGAAACCUGAGAUUCAACGUCGACGAGAGCUAGCUAGCUAGCGUGAAUAAGGAAGUGGAAGGUAGUUAAAGGGAUCGAAAGAUGGAAAGGAUCAAGUCAUAUUUCAACUCUAUUGGCCCCAUCUGCAUCCAAGAAGCCAAGACGCAAUCCUUCCGAGGAAACUACCUCUGCUCCACCUCCUACUCCACCGCCUCCCCACCCUUCUCCCUCACCCACCCUCUCGGCUCCCCUCUGCCCUGCGAGGACGACGACGACUCCACCACCCUCCCCUCGUCGUCGUCUUUGAGCUCCGACCGCGAUCGCAAGCUCAGCAACUCCGACGAGCUCUUCGCGCGCCCCGUCACUUCUGAAAGGUUCUUCUACUCGCCCUGCACCAGCAAAUCCAUCGUGGAGGAGUACUCCGACGAGCUCGACAGCGAGGUCGCCUGCUGCGAGAGGAUCGCCGUCUUGUCUGAGGACCCGUACCGUGACUUCCUGGCGUCGAUGGAGGAGGUGGUGGCGGCGCACGAGCUGAGGGAGUGGCGCGGCCUGCAGGAGCUUCUUCGUUGCUACUUGAGGCUCAACGAGAGGAAGAACCACAAGGCGAUUGUGCUGGCGUUUGUCGAUCUGUUGACGCGCUGCGCCUCAUUGGACAAGACUAGCUAAGGGGGGUCUUAUUGUAGCAGUAUUGAACAUUUUGCUGCUUUAUCUUUUCUAAUCGAACCGAUCGACUGAUUAAACUUCA
Messenger RNA from Zingiber officinale, 1446 nucleotides. RefSeq names its product transcription repressor OFP13-like. The record is from RefSeq and is a predicted model, not a curated record. Gene Ontology annotation, biological process: negative regulation of DNA-templated transcription. The coding region runs from base 804 to 1367 and encodes 187 amino acids. The transcript has 2 exons. Lineage: Eukaryota; Viridiplantae; Streptophyta; Magnoliopsida; Zingiberales; Zingiberaceae.